CAACCGCUUGUUCCUAGCAACCGGGAGGCGGUCCGGCGGCGGUGCGCACGGAGCUGCCGGGGAGCCGGGGCGCCUGCCAUGAAUCCGCCAGGGUCGCUGGGGGUCCUGGAGCCGAAUGUGGACGAGCAGUCAUCCACCCCGAUUCUCGGGCCCUCGAUACACUCCGAUAACCCUCAGGAGCGGAUCCAGGCCCGGCGCCUGCGCAUCGCGGCGCGCCUGGAAGCCCGGAGGCGGGAAGCACUUGGAGAAUAUUUAGAUGGGAAGAAGGAGAGUGAGGAAGAUCAAAGCAAGAGCUACAAACAGAAAGAAGAAAGCAGAUUGAAAUUGGCUAAACUUCUGCUCUGUGGUACUGAGUUGGUGACAAAUAUCCAGGUUGCUACAGAUAUCAGAGAGACCCACAGGAGAGCGGAGGAGGAGGAGAUAAAGCGUCAGAGAGUCGAGAAGCUGGAAAACGAAGUUAAGACCAGCCAGGACAAAUUCGACGAAAUCACCUCAAAGUGGGAAGAGGGCAAACAGAAGAGGAUUCCCCAGGAGCUGUGGGAGAUGCUCAACACGCAGCAGCUGCACUGUGCCGGUCUGAUCGAGGAUAAGAACAAGCUUAUCAGCGAGCUGCAGCAGGAAUUAAAAUCAAAGGAUGAUCAGUAUGUGAAGGAUUUGAAGAAACAGUCAGAUGACAUCUGCCUGCUUCUUGAGAGGAUGGAAGAACAAGUGAAGCAUGUAAUGAAAAACUUUCGCCAGGAGCUCCAACUCAUUGAGAAAGCAUUUGAGGUGGAACGACAAGAGCUACUGACCAGUAAUAAGAAGAAAUGGGAGCGGGCGCUGCAGGCUCACAAUUCCAAAGAGCUGGAGUAUCUCAUGAACCGCAUUAAGAAAGUAGAAGACUACGAGAAGGAGCUGAACAAGCAGAGGAUCUGGGAUUGUGAAGAGUAUAACAUGAUCAAGAUCAAGCUGGAGCAGGAUGUGCAGAUUCUUGAGCAACAGCUUCAGGCGAUGAAGGCAACUUAUCAGCUAAACCAAGAGAAGUUAGAGUACAACUUCCAAGUGCUGAAGAAGAGAGAUGAAGAAAGCACAGUGAUUAAAUCCCAGCAGAAGAGGAAGAUCAAUCGCCUGCAUGAUAUACUUAACAAUCUGAGAGUAAAAUAUGCCAAGCAGAUAAAGCAAUUUCAGGAGGAGAACCAGUCUCUAACCUUGGACUACAAACGUCUUGUGAUGCAAUUCAAGGAACUACAGAAAGCCAUGAGGCAUUUUGCUCUUAUUGAUGGCGAGAAGUUUCGGGAUGUUUGGCUGAUGAAUGAAGACGAGGCGAAGGAUCUAAUAGACAGAGUCUUUGCUGCAGACAGGAUCAUCCAUGCCCAGCACCUGGGGCUCCCCUGGACAGCACCUGAUUUCUGGUUCCUGAAGAAUGUGGGGCCUAUCUCCCAGCAGCAGCAGAAGAGUGCUACGCAAAUAGUGGAGGAAGUGCUGAUGCAAACAGAAGAGGAGGUGGAAGAGACCGCCUCAGAACCAGAGUCCUACCUGGACCUGCCAAAGCAAGUUUCUGCAAGAACCACCAAAAAGAUCCUGAUGCUCCUGUGUGAUGAGUCGGGCUUCCUCAUAGAGAGCAAGCUGCUGAGCCUCCUCCUUCCCCUGGAGAAGAGCGAGCGCUAUCUGCUGAAGCUGGAUGCCAUCUUCUCAGCCCUUGGAAUUGAAAGUGAGGAUGACUUGUACAAACUGGUGAACUUCUUCCUUAAAUACCGAGCUCAUCGCAUACUGUCUGUCCAGGUCAAGCCCCUCCAACAGGCAAGUGUGGAGCAGACAAGCGUGGCGUCGGACCUGGAGCUGGAGGAGCAGCUGGAGAUGGAGGAGGAGCAGGAGGAAAGCCUGGAGGAGGAGGAAGAGCAGGAGGAAGGCCUGGAAGAGGAGGGAGAGCAGGAGGAAGACCUGGAGGAGGAGGAGCAAAAGGAGGAGGAGGAAGAGCAGGAGGAAGACCUGGUGGAAGAAGGCGUGCAGGAGGAAAGCCAGGUGGAGGAGGGGGAGCAGCAGGAAGAGAAGAAGACCCUGCCCUCCCCCUGGCUCAUCCACCCCAACGAUGUCCUCAAGAUCCUGGAGGCCUUUGUCAUGAGUCUGAAGAAGCCCAGGGACCCUCGGCCACCAGUGAGAGUGCCGAAGGCCACGCGCAAUGACUCCAGGGACUCUGAGUACUGGCAUGCCCUGACCACGGUUAUUUCUCCCACCAAGCAGAACCUCUGGGAUGCUCUCUACUCAGCCCUGCAGAAAUACCACCUUGUGCUGACGCAGAGGGCCAAGCUGCUGAUGGAAAACGAGGCUCUGGAGCAGCAGAACACGGAACUGCAGAUGCUGCUGCAGCAGUAUCUGGACUCCAAGAUAAACUCUCAGCUGCGAGUUCCCCCGACUCAGGUGUUGCGGAUGCCCACAAAAUAGAGCUGGGCCUCAAAAGGCUGACGUGUUAGGGCUGCUGCUGGUGUUGGUGCUGGGGCUGGCACUUGUCGCCCAGGGAACUGCACCUGGGCCCGCUCUCUGGAUUUUCUGGAGUUUUCUUUAUAGCCUGUCAAAAUAAGGCAGCAAGAGGAGUUACCUGCAUCCUGCCCUUACGAUUAAAGUGUUUUAUUAAUAAAAGUUGUGGCUGAA
This is a messenger RNA of Microcebus murinus (gray mouse lemur), 2628 nucleotides long. It is a transcript of the gene DRC1, whose product is annotated as dynein regulatory complex subunit 1. The record is from RefSeq and is a predicted model, not a curated record. Gene Ontology annotation, biological process: axonemal dynein complex assembly; regulation of cilium movement; cilium-dependent cell motility. Gene Ontology annotation, cellular component: axonemal dynein complex; axoneme. NCBI's taxonomy places the organism in Eukaryota, Metazoa, Chordata, Mammalia, Primates, Cheirogaleidae.